UAAUUGUUGUGGAUUUUCUGAAUGAGGCUUUUUACGCGAGGUUUUUGUUCUAAAACCCUCAGGAGCGCCAGCAAGUGUAGAGUGGCUUGCAGCACGAGGUUGUUCCUUUGGAGACAGUGGGACGUUGUGGAUGAGCUUGGUUGGGAGUCUGUGAAACAACCCACCUUCUAGAAUCAUAAGCCUUUCAUGGUUUGAGUGACUGGAGCGUCGGAAUUGGCAAUUAAAAUUGUGUAGCUUCUUCUUCAAUGGCCUGAUGCUUAAGCAGAGCAGCCUUGAAUUGAGCAGCAAUGAUAGGAUUAUCCUUGUGCAGUGGGAGAAUGCGUCAAAGAGAGCGGAAGAUGGUGAUUGAGUCUAUCGAGGAGAAACCUUGCUUCAGUGUUUGAAAGAUUUUGAGCAUUACGUUUUGUGCAUUUGACGCGAGUCGAUCGUGUCAAAAAGGAUUCAACAUCUUUCGUUGUUUCAGUACGGUGAGGAAAACGAAGAAGUUUCAACGUAGAAGAUGUUGGUUGGGUGGCCUGAAAGAUACUUUUAAGGUUUCCAGUGCAUCCAGAGCAAUGGCCUUAAGUACUGGAAUCCAAUGCGUGCCUGCGUUCAAGUCAAAUUUGGUCUCUGUAGAGGCUGUGACUUGGGCUUCACAAGCUUCCUUGUCUGGUGUAAAGUUUCGUGGUUAUGAAAGAUCUGGACUGGGGCUGCGUCAAAGUUUAGGAUAUUUGAGGGACAGGCAUGUCGUUGGCGGCCGAGUGAUCAGGAGCAUUGGGAGAAGAGCAAGCAGGACAUGCAAGCGAAUAGGAUGUGUGCGCAUGGCAGGAGCAGAGGAGGAUGUUGCACAACCAACGAAGAAGGGUAAUACACAGAGCAAGAAUAAUGUAGCCGAGGAGGGUGAUACAAAUCGUGGUGGUGUCAAUCCUGUGGGAUUCCUUAAAGAAAAAGGAUUGAAGACCAAAGCAUUUCAAACAUUUACCCGUGAAAGGUAUAAAGCACUGAAGGAUCUGAAGCAACUGAUUGCAGAGCGUGAUGAGGAUCUUGUUGAGUUUGCUAAUGCGUACGAGGACAUGGGAAUGCAUCGAAAUCCAGGACACCACGUCGAAUUCUAUGAGUGGGCACCAGGUGCACGAUUUUGCUCUGUUGUAGGAGACUUUAACAAUCGGGAGCAUAGGAAGCAUUUUGCUCGUGAGGGUUAUUUCGGCAGGGAUGACUUCGGGUACUACCACGUACGCAUAGAUGACGUUCUCCGCGAGGGAGAAGAGGAAGACAACGCCACUCAAGAAUAUAAUUACGAUGCUGACUACGACAAGGGUGAUGAAGACAUUGACGAGGAUGCACUGUUCGAGAGGAUUGACCAAGAAUAUUGGGAUCCUGGAGAAGAUGAGUUCAUGUCUGGGCACAAGGAUGAUUUAGCACAGGAACUGUUUACAACUAUUUUUGGGAAGGAUUUGGAUCCAAUGGAAAUGGUUAAAGAUAUUUCAGCUAAAUAUAAGAGCAAGAAGAAAAAGAAAAUGUACUACGAUGAUGAUGAUAGUGGUGAUGACGACGACGACGACGAGUAUGAAAGAGAACCUCAAACUCUUGAAGAAUUCAAAGCUGCAGUGGAGAGCCAUAUGGAGGAAUGGUUGGCAAGUAAUGCGGAGGCACAGAAAGGCAAGGACUUACCCUCAAUUUUAGUCGAAGACGAUGGCAUAAAUCGCGAUGAGAUGGAGCUUGUUGAUGACCCUGUUUGGGCGAAAAGAGUGGAGGAAAAGGAGUGGCCCGAGAAUUACUGGGAAAAUUUUGUUAAAGGUCGAAAAGCUUGGGAGAAGAAGUAUAUUCCAGGCAUUUCUCAUGGUGACCGUUAUCGCGCUUAUUUACAUACUCCAGAGGGACCAUUGGAGCGAGUGCCUGCAUGGGCUUCAUAUGUUCUUCCUGAUCCAGACGGCAAUGAAGUAAGUGCAAUAUUUUGGGAUCUUCCCAAAGACCAGCAAUACAACUGGAAAUUUGAUCGACCCUCCAAACCGCAAACUUUACGAAUUUAUGAAUGCCAUGUUGGCAUUAGUGGCGAAAGUCCUAAAAUUGCAUCUUUCAACGAUUUCACUGACACGGUUCUUCCUCGAGUGGCAAAAGCAGGAUACAACGUCAUACAGCUUUUUGGCAUACAAGAACAUGCUGAUUAUUCUAGUGUUGGCUACAAGGUAACCAAUUUUUUUGCGAUUAGUAGCCGUUUUGGCACGCCUGAAGAUUUUAAGAGACUUGUUGACACUGCUCACGGUCUCGGUUUGAUGGUGGUAAUGGACAUAGUUCACUCUCAUGCUGCUCCGAACGAGGGUAACGGAUUAGCUUCUUUUGAUGGAGCGAAUGAUUGCUACUUCUAUCCAGGGAGGAGAGGACAUCACAAACGUUGGGGUACGCGAAUGUUCAAGUAUGGGGAGUAUGAAGUGCUCCGAUUUCUUUUGUCUAACUCAAAGUGGUGGUUUAUGGAGUACAAAGUCGAUGGAUUUUACUUCCACUCUGUCACUUCCAUGCUCUACACCCACAAUGGAUUCACUCCCUUUACCAGUGGUCUCGACGAUUACUGUAAUCAAUAUGUUGACAAAGAUGCACUCAUUUAUUUGUCCCUGGCCAACGAGAUGUUGCACCAACUUUCACCCAACAUGAUAACUAUUGCUGAAGAUGCUACAUUUUAUCCUGGUUUGGUUGACUCCAUCAACAAAGGAGGAUUGGGCUUUGACUACUAUGUGAAUUCUGCUCCCUCUGAGAUGUGGCCCUUUCUUAUUGAAAAUGUUCCAAUACAGGAAUGGAGCGUAACUGAGAUCACAGGAACUUUGAUAACCACCGAAAAUACGACGAAAGCGCUGGUAUAUUCUGAGAAUCACAAUCAGUCUAUUGUCGGAGGACAAUCACUUGCCGAGGCACUUUUGGGCACAUCUAAGGAAAGCAGCAAAAACAUUUCCAAGCUGGAAGGCAUCUCUUUACAUAAAAUUAUACGGUUAAUCACGUUGAGUUUAGCUGGAAGCGCAUAUUUAAACUUCAUGGGUAACGAAUUUGGGCAUCCGAAGUGGGUAGAGUUUCCAAGAGCUAAAAACAACAACUCUUUUGCCCAUGCGUAUCGACGCUGGGACCUUCUAGAGGAACAAGGUCCUCAUUCACAACUUGCAGCUUUUGACCAAGCACUUAUGGAAGUGGAUGAGACACACAAUAUACUUGGUCAAGGACUACCAAAUAUGUGCCACGUAAAUGACACUACGAAGGUCAUUGUGUAUACAAGAGGCAAUCUUCUAUUCGCAUUCAACUUUCAUGUAACGGACACAUAUGAGAUGUACAAAGUAGGCGUACAAGUAGCUGGAGAAUAUGAGCUUGUAUUAAACUCCGAUCAACCCAAUUUUGGCGGCCUUGGACAGCUUCAAGAAGCUGACAAACUUCUAAAUACUACUCGAAGACAGUCAGAUGGACUUCCGAACACAUUGUUAUUGGUCCUACCUCAACUCAGUGCACAAGUGUACAAGUUGGCGAGAGUAUUUGAAACUAGUAGUUAAUAGCCACUGGCUAAUACUUGUUAUCUACACGUCAUAUUGCACUGAUGCAAAACAUUUGAGUGUAUAUGAUGCGUAAAGAAAUGUUUUGCGUAACAAUUGUACUACAUCUUGUGACUUUUAUCUGCAUCUUCCA
Messenger RNA from Physcomitrium patens, 3639 nucleotides. Its product is annotated as 1,4-alpha-glucan-branching enzyme 3, chloroplastic/amyloplastic. The record is from RefSeq and is a predicted model, not a curated record. NCBI's taxonomy places the organism in Eukaryota, Viridiplantae, Streptophyta, Bryopsida, Funariales, Funariaceae. Gene Ontology annotation, cellular component: cytoplasm. Gene Ontology annotation, biological process: carbohydrate metabolic process. Gene Ontology annotation, molecular function: 1,4-alpha-glucan branching enzyme activity; cation binding; hydrolase activity, hydrolyzing O-glycosyl compounds.